AUGCCAUCCUCUAAAACAAGAGAUCGCAUUUGUCCUUCGCUUUGGGAACUCCCUGUCAAUGCGCUUGAUGUCGUCGAGUGGUUGCUCACCGGCCCAUUGACUGUGAAUCCAAAUUCUCUAAGCUCACAAUCCCAUAUUAGAGAAGAAAAACCCAUUGUGUCACAAAACAAAAGCAUUCGUAAAUUGACAAUGUUUCGAACAACCAAAAAACGGACCCGUCCCAAUCGCAUCCGGUUGACCGAAGAAGUGGACAACGAAGGAGAGGGCGGGGUGGAUCUUUCGCUGACAGAGAAUUCCGAUUUGCCCUCGGACAAUGUCGAUCGCUCGCAUUCCGCACGCCUUCAUCGGACCAAAAUGAAUCGAAACGUGAUUCGAUCGUUCCAGGACGAUGAAAUCAUGGAUUCAAAUGUCACGACAGACAAAAAGACUAAGAAGAGACGAGGCCUAGGAUUUGGUGGUGGUAGAAGUAGCACUACAAGUGUUGUUAUCGCAAAGGACGGCGUUGACACAACGGAAGAUCAAGAUACCGCGUCUAUGUAUAAUGCGGAUAUUUUGAAUCAGCUCAAGUCCGAACAGCAGUCAUACCAGCCAGCACAUGAACCACCCGAGCAAUCUCCUGAAUUGUUUUCACCGAAAGUCCAUGUCACGCAAAGCAGCAGCGUCUUUGACGAAAACUUUAUACCCCUGCAGUCUACUGCUGAUAGUGCGAACAUGGCGUUUGCAUCGGAGGAACCCAUUGUCUUGUCGGGCGAAGCAGCUUUUCAAUUGGAAGAACCGGAUGGAGCUGGCGCAUUAGGCUGUGUCGACGGUGACGACGACGACAACAAGAAGCACGAGUUUAACCCGCAACUGCAGUCCUUACACGAUCAAGACGACGAAGACAACGCUGAUUGGGAGGUACAGGUAGCUCGCCGUGCUGGCAUCAGCACUAGGCAGAAGCAACCUUCUUACACGGUCCCGCGUAUGGGCAACCACGCCGAUGAUUUGGAGAAAACUACGGGGUCGCCAACAUCCACGCUCUCUAUGACUACCAUACAAAAGCAAAUCGCGGCUUCUUUGGAGCAGCUACGUGCACAACAGUCAGACUGGGAGCAAGCGCGCCAGAGACGACAGGUAGAAUUAGAACAGACUUCCCAAGAACUCUCUCGACAACAGGGGGACUUGCAACAUUCGGGAGAGGCCUUGGAGUACUAUCAAGAUUUGAUGUGUCGUCUUGCUUCCUGGGUCGGUGCGAUGCGCGCAUUGCAAGGCAAGAUUCGGCCGAUUCAGGAGCUUUUGCAUGCUGUCGAAGCCGACGUGGCAUCGCUGAGCUCUUGGAGACAAUGGGAAGACGAUGCAAUUGCCAUGUUGUCUCAGAACGACAAACUAGAUCGCGUUCUUGGACGUCAGCCGCCGCUAGCUAUUUACGACAACGUCACCACAGUCGAUGAGUUUGGUCGAGAUGUUAAAUCACAAUACGCGUUGACCAGGGAAUCGCAUGUUCGUCAGCGUCGGAAUAUUCGAUUGCAGCGAGAAGCGCGCCAGGAAAGGUUGCGCGGGGACGAGUCCGAUGCGUGCCUCAGCGACGAGGAAAAGGAAAGUUUGCGUGAAAGGCGAUUGGCGUUGCGGGAAGCCUUGCAAGUUGCAAUAGAUGAGAUAGACGAAUCGUACUCAUCGUUGCAACCGCUUGUGGACAUCUUUACGAAGUGGCGUGACUCGUACUCGGAGGAUUACACGAAGUCGUACGCGUCGUUGUGCUUGGCAGAUUUGGCGACGGUACUAGUAUCCGUCGAGCUCUGUUCCUUGAACGAUCCCUGGGACGAUUCGAACGGAUACAAUGAAGCUAAAUGGAUGACUGUCAUCAAUAAGGCAGUCAAAUCAAGUUUGAUGGCAAGAUCGGACGUCGAGCGGAUUGUUGAAAAGGCGGUACUCUCUAGUCAUUCUGACUUGUUGGCGAAGUCUGGCUACAGUCUCUUAUCCACAACGAGGACCCAGUCGCUGACUGGAUUCUACAAGCAUUUGCGAAAAUUGCUACCUGCUGAAAGUGGGCCACUUACUAAGUUUCGCGAGCAAGUCUCGGUCUACGUACGAGAUUGUCUGCAAGCCAUGGCAAUUCCUAUUCUUCACAGAGAUGCUUCAUAUCAGCAGUCUGACGACGACUCUGACUUACAAGAAGCGCUACAGUUUGCUGUUGUGGGGACGAUGCAUCGUCUCAAAAAGAUCUUGGUAAACCUGCUGCGCUACUGGGCUCCGGUCAUGUCGGACGAUAAUGAUGGCUUCAUUGACUGUGUCUUGGACUUUGUGUCGAACAAAUUUCUAUUUUUGAUAUCAUCGUUACAACAUUUGGACCAGCCACGCUUUGCCGAAACACCACCUGAAGUAUUCAACGAUGUCGUACAACUAUUGGAACAAACUGGAUGGCUCGAGAGACCUGAAUGGAUGCUUCAAGCAGCACCCAUACGGGGGGCGGCUACGGCGUUCAAAAGUCAAAUCCGGCAGCAGCCUUGCGUUGAGAAAGUAGAUGGAAAGGUGUAGCUUUUGUGUUAACAUUAUGCAUCUUAGCGCUGGUGGAUGCUGCCGACUGAUAAGCUCUUUGUGCAUCUUAAUGAAAUUUUUGAACUGUCCCACCUCUCUUUUGAGGUAUCAAGACUUGACAGCUAUUGCUUUGGCGACGUUGCUUUUCACCAACCAAUCUACGAUUUGGUCCACAACUUCAUACGCACCUGUUUCAUUUAGAUGAAGCCCAUCAGUGAGUAUCUUGUUGCCAACCAUAGUAGAAAGUCGGUCCCAAGAAAAGAAAAUGCCUAAAUUGUGAAACAGCAAAUUCAUGAUGAUGGACAGCGGAAAAAACGCAUCUACCGGAAGCCCGCCUUUGCGCUUCUUUUCCAAGAUGGCUUCAAAGCACGAAAAGACUGGAAUAACGGUGCAGCGCUCACCAUAGUUAGCACCGACACGUUCAAUGAUUUGGUUCGCUUCUCGGAUGAGAUCGUUGGAUUUGGCUUUGAGAUCUUCACCCAUCGGAGGCAAGGUACAAAGAGCUAUUUUGACAUUUGGAGAUGAUUGAUCGAUAAAAUGGAGAAUUUCCGUAAGGUUACGCUCAAGCAAGGCCAUCGUGGGAACUUGAGAGAGAGUGUUAAUGCGCGAGAUAUCCUUCCCCCACGACUUCUUGUACAUGGCACGAACAUCGUUGGUUCCAAUCAUUAUCAUCAUAUAGUCUGGGUAGACACCUAACGCGGCAUUCAUGCGUUCUUUCAAUAUCGUUUCACUAGU
This is a messenger RNA of Phaeodactylum tricornutum CCAP 1055/1, 3249 nucleotides long. RefSeq lists its product with no specific name. Gene Ontology annotation, molecular function: DNA binding. NCBI's taxonomy places the organism in Eukaryota, Bacillariophyta, Bacillariophyceae, Surirellales, Neidiaceae. Gene Ontology annotation, cellular component: nucleus. The coding region runs from base 1 to 2514 and encodes 837 amino acids. The transcript has a single exon. Gene Ontology annotation, biological process: mRNA splicing, via spliceosome. The record is from RefSeq and is a predicted model, not a curated record.